This is a messenger RNA of Linum trigynum, 1926 nucleotides long. NCBI's taxonomy places the organism in Eukaryota, Viridiplantae, Streptophyta, Magnoliopsida, Malpighiales, Linaceae. The record is from the annotation of a GenBank genome assembly.
AUGCCUGCUCUUGUUAACUACAGUAAUGGCGACGGGGAGAUGUAUUCAUUCCGUGCAAACCCCAUGGAAUUGGCACAAUUGUGUUCAAUUGCUGGAGAUGUAUACAGCCCUGCUUGCAAGAGGGCUCGAAUUAGCUCCUCAUUCGCCUUCAAUUCGGGGGAAAGCAAUAGGCAGCCAUCAAUUGAAAUCCUCCCAGACGAGUGUCUCUUCGAGAUCCUCAGGCGAAUCCCUGGAGGCAAAGAGAGGGGCGCAUGCGCUUCAGUGUCCAAGAAGUGGCUCUUGGUGUUGAGCAGCAUCAGGAGAUCCGAAAUUUGCAAGCCGGUCUCUAGUUGUGGUGAUGUGGAGAUGGAGAGUGGUGAAAGCUUGGAGUUUGAAGAUGAUGGCUGUCUCACAAGGUCCUUGGAAGGCAAGAAGGCAACUGACUUGAGACUUGCUGCUAUUGCUGUGGGGACUAGCAGCCGAGGAGGUCUUGGCAAGCUUUGCAUUCGAGGUAAUCACAACUCCUCUGGUUAUGGAGUCACUGAUCUUGGUCUAUCAGCAAUAGCUCGUGGCUGCCCUUCUCUCAGAACACUGUCUCUAUGGAAUGUCCCUAUGGUUAGCGACAAAGGGUUGUCUGCGAUAGCAAAGGAAUGCCAUUCGAUCGAGAAGCUCGACCUUUGCCAUUGUCCUUCAAUUACCGACGAGGGUUUGGCUGCAAUCGCUGGAAACUGCCCCAAUUUGUCAUCUUUGAGCAUCGAGUCUUGCUCGAGGAUUGGCAAUGCAGGGUUGCAAGCAGUUGCAAAGUUCUGCCCCAAGCUCCAAUCUUUAUCCAUCAAGGACUGCCCUCUCAUCGGAGACCAGGGUCUAUCAGCUCUAUUCUCGUCGUCACCCGCAAUAUCAAAGGUCAAGCUUCAGUCUUUGAACAUCACUGAUUUCUCUCUCGCAGUAAUUGGAUACUACGGCAGGGCUGUUACCAGCCUUGUCCUCACUGGUCUUCAGUUCGUCAGCGAGAAAGGGUUUUGGGUCAUGGGCAGUGCUAAAGGACUGGAAAAGUUGGCUUCUUUGGUGAUCACAUCUUGCCGGGGAACAACAGAUGUCGGCCUGGAAGCUAUCGCAAAGGGCUGCCCAAGCUUGAAACAAAUCUGCCUCCGCAAGUGUUCAUUUGUGUCUGAUAAUGGGUUGGUGAGUUUCACCAAAUCAGCAGGCUGUCUCGAGAGCCUGCAGCUGGAAGAGUGCAACAGAGUUACAGAAUCAGGAAUCAUCGGCGCAAUCUCAAACUGUGGAGCCAAGUUGAAAUCUCUCAGCUUGGUGAGGUGCAUGGGGAUCAAGGAUACAGCAUCAGGAAUUUCACUAUCAUCAUUAUCUCAAUGCAGCUCUCUCCGCUCCCUCUCCAUCAAGAACUGCCCCGGGUUUGGCAGUCUCGGCCUAGCUCUCGUAGGCAACCUCUGCCCACAACUCCAGCACCUCGAACUCUCGGGGCUUCAUGGGGUCACAGACGCUGGACUUCUCCCGCUUCUGCAGAGCUGCAAUGCUGGUCUGGAGAAGGUCAACCUCAGUGACUGCUCGAACUUGUCUGACGAAGUGGUCUCAACCUUGGCCAGACUACAUGGUGGAUCACUCGAGGUGUUGAAUCUAGACGGCUGCAGGAGGGUCACCGAUGCCAGCUUGGCUGCCAUCGCUGAUCACUGCAUGUUCCUCAGCGACCUCGACGUGUCGAGGUGUGCGGUAACAGAUGCUGGCAUGGGGUAUCUGUCAAAUGCUGAGCAGCUGAACAUUCAGGUGCUUUCAUUGUCCGGCUGCUGUUACUUGUCAAGCAAGGUACUGACUUGUUUGAAGAGAAUGGGGAGGACCCUUGUUGGGUUGAACCUACAGCACUGCAAUGGCAUCAGCAGCAGGACAGUCGAGGUUUUAGUGGAGAGCUUGUGGAGAUGUGAUAUCCUGUCCUAG